Molecule: messenger RNA, 1881 nt
Organism: Mangifera indica (mango)
Lineage: Eukaryota; Viridiplantae; Streptophyta; Magnoliopsida; Sapindales; Anacardiaceae
Product: stearoyl-[acyl-carrier-protein] 9-desaturase, chloroplastic
Exons: 3
Coding region: 112-1302 (396 amino acids)
Biological process (GO): fatty acid biosynthetic process
Cellular component (GO): chloroplast stroma
Molecular function (GO): stearoyl-[ACP] desaturase activity
Source: RefSeq, a predicted model, not a curated record
CGUUUUUAACUAUUUAGGUCACUUUCUCCCCCGUGGAGCAGAACUGUCAAGCUGCUAACAAUUCCAAAAACCAUCCAAGCCCUUCAAUCUUCUUCAUUAAUCAAUCCUUCAAUGGCUCUAAAGCUCUCAACUUUCACCACCCCAUCCCACAAAGUUCCUUGUUUUGCUCUUCCUCAAAUGGCCAGUCGCAGAUCUCCCAAGUUCUCCAUGGCUUCCACUCUUCGCUCUAACUCCAAGGAGGUUGACAGUCUCAAGAAGCCUUUUACACCUCCUCGAGAGGUUCAUGUUCAAGUCACCCACUCGAUGCCUCCCCAAAAGAUUGAGAUCUUUAAGUCCUUGGAGGAUUGGGCUGAGCAGAACAUUUUGGUUCACCUGAAGCCGGUUGAGAAGUGCUGGCAACCACAAGAUUUUCUGCCAGAUCCUGCAUCUGAUGGAUUUCAUGAUCAAGUUAAGGAACUGAGGGAGAGGGCAAAAGAGAUUCCGGAUGAUUACUUUGUUGUUUUGGUUGGAGAUAUGAUCACAGAAGAAGCCCUUCCUACUUAUCAAACUAUGCUUAAUACCUUGGAUGGAGUUCGCGAUGAAACAGGUGCAAGCCCAACUUCUUGGGCUAUUUGGACUAGGGCAUGGACUGCUGAAGAGAAUAGGCAUGGAGACCUUCUCAAUAAGUAUCUCUACCUGUGCGGACGAGUAGACAUGAGACAAAUUGAGAAGACAAUUCAGUAUUUGAUUGGAUCAGGAAUGGAUCCCAGGACAGAGAACAAUCCCUACCUUGGUUUCAUCUACACUUCAUUCCAAGAAAGGGCGACCUUUAUUUCGCAUGGAAACACUGCUCGUCAUGCCAAGGAGCAGGGAGAUAUGAAAUUGGCUCAAAUAUGUGGUAUAAUUGCUGCUGAUGAGAAGCGCCAUGAGACUGCGUACACCAAGAUAGUGGAAAAGCUCUUUGAGAUUGAUCCUGAUGGAACUAUCAUGGCUUUUGCUGACAUGAUGAGGAAGAAAAUCUCCAUGCCAGCUCACUUGAUGUAUGAUGGCCAUGAUGAUGAUCUUUUCGAGCAUUUCUCAGCUGUUGCUCAGCGACUUGGUGUCUACACUGCUAAGGACUAUGCAGACAUAAUGGAAUUCUUGGUCGGCAGAUGGAAGGUUGAUCAGCUAACUGGACUUUCAGGUGAAGGACGGAAAGCUCAAGAAUAUGUUUGUGGAUUACCUCCGAGAAUCAGAAGGCUGGAGGAGAGGGCUCAAGGACGUGCCAAGCAAGGACCCAUCAUACCAUUCAGUUGGAUUUUCGACAGACAGGUGCAACUCUAAGUGCAGACUCAAUCAACAUCUCCAGUUUCGCUACUUGUUGCAAGCCUCACACACAACAAUAAACUAGAGGUAAAAAAUUUCCAAUCAACUUACUGUUGUAUACUGCUUUAUUGAUAUGCGUGAAGUGAAUUGAUAGGGGGUGAGUGACCAUGGUCGAGGUUGUAGAUACAGUUAUUUCUCUUGCUGUGCCAUUAUAUACGCGGGGCGGCUGUAGUUUCGUUGUUCAUGUUUCUUUUUUUACUGUUUUUCUCUGUAUGAGCUUGUUUUACUUUUCAAUAGUUUGUCUGGGUAUAAGCAAAGCAAAGAAUCUUCAUGGCAAUUUUGGUGGUGGUGGUGGUGGUGGGGCAAUGAUAAUCAUAAUGAUCUAUGCUAGUUCAAUAUGGAUAAACUGAUUAUGAUAAUAAUGGUCAUGAUCUGAUCACAAAGUUGAUUUUGUGUUUUGCUUUUGUUUUCCUCUAUGGGAUUUCAUAUACCGGCCUCGCAAGAAAUUUUUCGAGGGUUUGUUUUAUAUUAUAAGUGUCACAUUCUAUGUUACGAGUCUCAGCGCAAUUGAUAUUACACUGGUGUGUUAAAGUGUCA